AUGACGCACUCAAACGACCACCGUGUCCAUUUUGAUAUACCGAUGGACAAUGAGUCAGAGUCUCAAGCACCGUCAUCCAAUGCUGGCAACAACCCGACUACUCCGCCGGUGACUUCAUAUGGUGGCAUGGCAGCCACACUGUCUGCUCCGCUGUACCAGCUGGACUUCAGGUUUGCAGCUCCACCUGCGGCACUGCCAGUGCUCCAACCUGUGUUUAACUUUGGGUUUGAUUCCAGCACCGAUGUACUGAACUUCAGGUUCGAACAUCGGCAACCAACACCACCAGUCUUUCAACCGGUAUUUGACUUCGGGUUUUCCGCCGUCAUCGAGCCACUCCAUCAUUCUUGGACUUCAGAUGGAACACCUCUGUCACCAGAGAUGAUCCACACUGACUGGCAAACCAUUCAACUUUGGAAUGGAUUUGGAUGUGACACCUCAAUGCCAGCAUUUGACUUUGGCUGGAAUCUGUCGCCGACAUCUAUGCCAGCUCCGCCAGUUCAUGUUGGAUAUGAUAUUUCCAAUAGGCAUAUGUCCCUUCUUGAAAAAAUCUUUGCAUUCCAGUUCAAUUGUCAAGUUCCUCCAGCAAAAGGAGGAGAUUGGCAACCAAUCCCAGUGAAAGCGGCUGUCCCGGUGACGGCAGUUAACCCAGCUGUCCCAGUGAAGGCAGCCAUCCCAGCAUCUGCGCCACCCACUCCAGCUCAGUUGGACGUGGCAUAUACGCCGAAGGCACUUCCAAAUGUGGAAUUUGUGUUCCUGCAGAGAAGCACACCAAGCAGUUCCUCUGAUACAUCAGACCAUCGGCCUUCCCUUCAGCGCGUGAUCAGCGAUGCUGAGAGGACAGCGAGGAAUAUCGUUGAACACCUCCAAGGUGAUGAAUUCAAUAAACUUGCGCAGUUGAUGCUGGGCAGCAUCAUCAACCCCGGCGAUGAUGUCCAGCAUCCCAAACCUGAUGAGGUCCUUGACAGCAACUGUGUCAUAUUAUUGGCGUUUUGUGAGAGCAGAAAUAAGUUGACUUGGAUAUUCAAAGAUUUGAUCCAGCUGCAUCACAUGGUGGCGGUGCAGGCCAGAAUUGUUCCAUUGGUGCACUCUCUGUCACAACAGGUGCAGAAAGCAGAGGGAAAGUCUGGCGGUGGUGACUAG
Suillus discolor is the source of this 1140-nucleotide messenger RNA. RefSeq lists its product as uncharacterized. Lineage: Eukaryota; Fungi; Basidiomycota; Agaricomycetes; Boletales; Suillaceae. The transcript is spliced from 7 exons. The record is from RefSeq and is a predicted model, not a curated record. The coding region runs from base 1 to 1140 and encodes 379 amino acids.